AUGGCCUCCGACGAAGGCGCCUCCCCGAAAGAGCAACUAAUCGAAGCCUGCCGCCGCAACAACACCUCUCUCCUGCAAGAAGUCUUCUCCGCCGCCCCGCUCUCCUCCCAGCCCGCCACCAUCGCCCAGUUCCUCAACACGACCACCGACGCCCUCGGCUCCAGCGCCAUGCACGUCGCGGCGCAGUACGGCGCCUACGAAGCCCUCGACCUCAUCCUCGACCAGGAAGGCGUCGAGAUCGACGGCCAGGAACGGCGAGAUGGGGAUACCUGUCUCCACCGCGCCGCGCGCUUCGCGAGUGGGAGUCAAGAAGAUUGGGAACAGGGCAAGGCCGUCGUGGAGAUUUUGAUCGAUGCCGGUUGCGAUCCGAGGUAAGUAACUACUACUACUACUAGUAAUAGAAGAAGAAGAAAACCGAUACCAUACGGGAGGUUCCCCCUCGAAAGCCAGACUAACACGCUCCCGCCCCCAACGUGACAGGAUACGCAACAACGCCAAACUAAAGCCCGUGGACCUGGUCGAUCCCCGGAACGAGGAAUUGCGGAAGAUCCUGAAAAAGGCGGAGCUCACGAUCCAGAUGAGUAAUGACUUGGUAGCAGAAGAAGAAGAAGACGAUGAUGGGGAGCCCGAUGGUCCCGGGAGCGAGAGCGACUGA
Messenger RNA from Lecanosticta acicola, 655 nucleotides. The record is from the annotation of a GenBank genome assembly. Lineage: Eukaryota; Fungi; Ascomycota; Dothideomycetes; Mycosphaerellales; Mycosphaerellaceae.